Messenger RNA from Alosa sapidissima (American shad), 1733 nucleotides. RefSeq names its product SNARE_SNAP25N and SNARE_SNAP23C domain-containing protein. Gene Ontology annotation, biological process: synaptic vesicle priming; synaptic vesicle fusion to presynaptic active zone membrane; exocytosis. Gene Ontology annotation, molecular function: voltage-gated potassium channel activity; SNAP receptor activity; syntaxin-1 binding. The record is from RefSeq and is a predicted model, not a curated record. Gene Ontology annotation, cellular component: plasma membrane; SNARE complex. Lineage: Eukaryota; Metazoa; Chordata; Actinopteri; Clupeiformes; Clupeidae. Bases 288 to 917 code for a protein of 209 amino acids. The transcript is spliced from 9 exons.
GGUACCACAGAAGGUUUAGCCCCGGGGAUGAUGCCGUAAGUAGUUGAAUGAGCAAAUAGGAGCGUUACGCGCGGUUCAACGUUUCCACGAGCAAAAACACGGCGACAGUUAUCAUCUCUUUCAGUUGGAGGGGAGCCUACGCACUAUACCUGAUGGAUGGAUGGAUUAACUUUAUAGAUCCCCAAAUGGGAAAGUAAUCAUCAUCAUCAUCAUCAUAAUGAUCAUUUUUUUCAUUAUGGUAGUUUGAUUUGCCCUCAGCCCAGCCCAGCCCAGCCCAGCCCAGCGCCAUGGCCUCGGACACAGGCGUGAGAUCGGAGAUGGACGAGCUGCAGAGGAGGGCCAAUCAGGUGACAGAUGAGUCUCUGGAGAGCACUCGCAACAUGAAGCUGCUUCUGGAGGAGAGUAAAGAUGCUGGGAUCAGGACACUGGUCAUGCUGGACGAACAAGGAGAGCAACUGGACCGUAUUGAUGAGGGCAUGGACCAGAUUAACCAGGACAUGCGGGAGGCCGAGAGAAACCUCACCGACAUGGCCAAGUGUUGUGGCCUGUGCGCCUGGCCCUGUGCUAAACUGAAGGACUUCGAGGCCAGUGGAGCCUAUAAGAAGGUGUGGGGCAACAACCAGGAUGGAGUGGUGUCCAGUCAGCCCUCGUCACGCGUCGUGGAUGACCGGGAGAAAAUGGUCAUGAGUGGGGGUUACAUUCGGAGAGUGACUAACGAUGCUCGAGAGGACGAGAUGGAGGAGAACCUAGCCCAGGUGGGCAGUAUCCUUGGCAACCUGCGAAGUAUGGCUAUAGACAUGGGCAAUGAGAUCGACACACAGAAUGUCCAGAUACAGCGCAUCCAGGAGAAGGCUGAUGUCAAUGAAUCACGCAUUAGUGAAGCCAAUCAGAGAGCACACAAGCUCAUUAAGAAGUGACUGCAUUAAGAGACUCUGUGAAAACACUGUACUAUCAACAUCCUUUGUCAUGUGAACCCCCCCCCCCACACACACACACACACACACAGACACACAGAGCAGCAACACUUACUUUGUGGUUGAUGAAAGGCUGCCUGUUUUGAUAGUCAUCCUUGCGUUGUUGUUGUUGUUGUCUAUGCAAUAUGGCAUAGUUUUUCAUUUGUUUUGUUUAUAUAUAUUUUUAUAUUGUGCCUACUGAAGUAAUGAAUGUUACAGAAAACUCAGUUCAUGUACUGUAUUAUUGGUCUUGGUGGAGCUUUUUUGAGCAGUAAUGCUCAACCCCUCAAUACUCCCAUCUGCUGGUAAGAAGGGGAACUGCAUCAGCCAGGCUGUCUCUUUGUUCAAAAUGGAACCUCUGGUUGUGUGAAAUGCACCGUGAUCUCUCUUCGCUGUGCUCUUGUUCAGUCUAGGAGGACUAUCCUGUGCCCUUUCUAUUAAGUCCAGUCAACAGAAUUACUCCUCUUUGCAGUAGACAAGAUCAUGCCCUAGGUUGCCACAGACUCAUCAUUAUUGUGCUGUGUGUAAGCUAAACUCUACUAGACAUGGAACAUGACAGUGACAUCAUACCAAACUAACAGCUGAUUUGCUAAUUUCAGUCUUGACAAUCCCUUCCUUUCUGUCUGUCACAUGUGCUUCUGUAUUUCAUUGCCUGCUGAAGACUGAUUCCUAAGAUGUCUUAACCUGCAGUCACAUUGCAGAGCUGUGGUUUUAAUUAAGGCCAAACAAAUACAUGGCUCCCAUUUCUGGCUGUGGUAAGAUAAAGUCUUGGUUUAGUUU